This is a messenger RNA of Xyrichtys novacula (pearly razorfish), 1307 nucleotides long. NCBI's taxonomy places the organism in Eukaryota, Metazoa, Chordata, Actinopteri, Labriformes, Labridae. The record is from the annotation of a GenBank genome assembly.
AUGGCGUCUCGCUUCCUCAAGUACUCGGCUCUUCUGCAGAAGUACCGCACUCCGGUGCUCGUUGCCACCUGUGGUGGGGUCUUUGCAGCCAACAUGUUCUACCAUGUCUUUCCUGACAUAUCCUAUCGGAAGCUGUAUCAGGCCUGGCACAAAGGAGAGCCGGCUGAGCUGUCGGAUAAGCUGGAGGAUGUUUUCCAACAGGUACUGUGUGUGUGUCUUUAUGCACAGUAGGUUUUUAUGUAUUGUGAGGUUUCUUACCAAUACAUCUGAUGGAAGUUUCUAAAUAGUAAGUACAGCUUUUACGAUUACCCGGAGAUGGUGUAAACAAUAGGGAAAUUGAAUGGCAGGAAACCCUUAACAAAACCCCUACAUUUUAACAUUAAGAUACUGUAAAUCACUAUAUUUGAGUAUGCCUUACACACAUGUAUAAGUGUUUAACAAUAGCUGAGGAACAAUACUCAAAUUAAUGUACAUACUUUGCAGUUGCUAGCUCUUAUACAAUUUAUUUGUUUUACAGAAGUGUCUAAAAGUGUAGAACGGGGCAGUAAUCUGAGUUUUAAUGUUGUCGUUUGUAGGUGCUGAAGGACUACGGAUUGAGUUCACCCAAGAAUUUCUCUGCUUUCGCCUCCUUUGGCUUCCAUCCAGUUGGUGCUGGCGUCCCUUGGCUUCCUGCUGGAGCUCAAAUCGGCAUCCCAGCAAACUUUAACAGCACAGUAGACGACCCAAGCGGCAUCACCAACCGCACCAUUUUCAUAAACGGGAAAGCCGUGGACUGGAGCAGCGAUACUGGCGCAGUUCUGAAGGAUGCACUGGUGUUAUCCCUUGAGGCACAGAAGUUUGCCGUAGCCCGAGAAGUGGCCCGCUUGCAGUCUGGAGGACCUAUUUUGAGUGCUGUUGUUGCCCCUUUCUGCCUGAGCGGUGUUUGGGUUUACAGUGUGGUGCUGAAGCAGAUGUUUGGGCUCCACACGGGGCCUCCGCUGAUUCGUGGGGUCGUGAAUGUUGUGGCCCUGGGUCUGGGUGCCGUGUCCUACUUCCUCACCUCUGAUGCAGUGAAACAGUGGGUCGAUUUGAGCUCAGACCGGCUUGCGGCAGGAAUGUCCCAUGAUUAUGCCAAAGGAGGGGUUGAGUUUUAUGAUAAGAUUCUGUCCAGAAACCAAACACUGCGCUCGCUGAUGGGACAGAAGGGAGAGAAUAUGUAUGCCCCGAGUGGGAACUUGUUUCCUGCUAACCUCCUACAGCUGAAACACACGCCGUACACAUCCAGGAGGGACAAGAUCCUCACUCUGCUUAAAGAGGAGAAGGUUUAA